Messenger RNA from Dicrocoelium dendriticum, 1194 nucleotides. The record is from the annotation of a GenBank genome assembly. NCBI's taxonomy places the organism in Eukaryota, Metazoa, Platyhelminthes, Trematoda, Plagiorchiida, Dicrocoeliidae.
AUGACAGAGGCGGAUUUCUACGAACACUUGGUGGAAGUGCGACGGGAGAGUGAAAUUGAGUUGGCCAAAACGAUCACUCGAAAGAAUGCGGAGCUCAAAGCCCUUCAGGAGGAGACGGAAUGCAAGCAUCGGGAGAUGAAGCAAUCAGUGGAUAUGCUGGAAAGGCAAUUAGCAGCAGCCAUAGAAAACGCAGAUCAAGUCCGGAGACAGUGUGAAGAACAGUCGAAACAGAUGCAAGCCUCAAUAAACGCUCAACUGGAAAAGUUGUUCCAAGAGAACGCUGAGCAAAGUGAGCAUCUGGAUCAAAAGCAUGCGGAAGAAAUACAUCAGCUCAAAACGGCGCACGAUUCAGACCUGUUACGUUUGAAGGAACAAACAGCAACGGUUGAGAAACUGAGGGCAGAUUUGAAUGAACAGGCCAGACACGUUAAACAAAUGGAAAUACUCUGUGCUGAAUUGACGGAGGAACGGAACAAUGCACUCGAACAGCGUCAACUGAUGGAACACGAAUUAAACGAGAGAACGGAGCGUAUCGUCGAAGUGCAGAAUGAGCUAAAUGAAACAAGCCUAAAGCUAAGGAACCUAGAGAUGGAACAUGACCGGUGCUUACGACAACAGACGGAGGCAAUUAUGCACAUGCAACAUGAAACGGUGAAACAAAUGUCCAAAACCCAACAGAAUUGCACAGAUGCACUCAACGCUUUGAACACAAUGAUUGGACAACUGACAGCGGAGAAACUACAUUGCACACUGGUGGAGCAAGAGAAAGGUCAGACAAACUCGAACGAUCGCAUUGCACAGGGGAAUAGCAUGAAAGUGUGUGAAGACGAGGACCCAUACGAACGGGCGAGCAGGGAGUUUCAGCGUUCUUCUACAGUGAACACGAACAAUGCGAAGACACAAACGGACGGUUUUGCAGCUCUGCAGCUAAACGAGGAAACAACCAAUUACAUACAAACAAAGUCCUUUGAAUUACUCAUCGAGAAGUUAAAAGAAGAUCAGCGGGUUUGUUUGGAGGCCGCCUUCUCGGAGAAGGAAGCAAGUCUUAUCCGUAAACAUGAAGCAGAACUCAGCCAGGUAAACCCUAUAAUAUUCUUCGCAUGUGAGCCCGUUGCUUCACAAAAUAGAAAAGAAAUACCUGAAUUAUCCACAAAAAUCAUUUUGCGGAUUACGGAGAACGAGUUAAAUUUGUAA